Molecule: messenger RNA, 783 nt
Organism: Monoraphidium neglectum
Lineage: Eukaryota; Viridiplantae; Chlorophyta; Chlorophyceae; Sphaeropleales; Selenastraceae
Product: 25-hydroxyvitamin D-1 alpha hydroxylase
Exons: 5
Coding region: 1-783 (260 amino acids)
Molecular function (GO): monooxygenase activity; heme binding; iron ion binding
Source: RefSeq, a predicted model, not a curated record
AUGCGCGCGCGUCGCGAAGUUGUCGCGCGCCUGCAGGCGAGGGUCGACGCGGAGCGCGCGCGGCUUGCGGCCGCGGGCGGCGGCGGGCGGCGGCGCGCGGCGGGCGGCAUGCUGGCCGCCAUGGUGGCGGCGAGGGACCCGGAGACGGGGCAGGGCUUGACCGACCAACAGCUGACUGACAACCUGCUGGGUCUCCUGGUGGCGGGCCAUGACACGACUGCGUCAACAUUGUCAGUGGUCAUGUUCUACCUGGACCAACACCCAGAGGCCUUGGCUGCGCUGCGUGAGGAGCAGGCCGCGGUGGUGGCGGCCCACGGCCCAGCCCUGACUCCAGCUGCGAUGGACGCGAUGGUGUGGGCGACGGCGGUGGUGCGAGAGGCGUGGCGGCUCAGGCCGGUGGUGCCAAUCUCUGGGCGCCAGGCGCUCAAGGACGUGCGGGUGGGGGAGUAUGUGCUGCCUGCCGGCCAACCUGCCUGGGUGGCGCUCGCACACAUCCAGCGGAACGACCCCAGGUGGCGCGAUGCAGCUGGCAAUUAUGAUGCAGCCGCGUUCAACCCCGCCCGCUGGCUGACCCCGGAGGGGCAGCCGCAGGGCGCGCAGCUCGUGUUUGGCGCGGGCAAGCGCGGCUGCAUAGGGGCGGCGCUGGCGACGGCUGAGUUACGGACCUUCCUCGCAGUGCUGGCCAGGAGCUACGCUUUCGAGUUGGACAAGGCCAGCCUGUCGUGGGCGGAGGCACCGUUCCCUGUGGCGCGCGCCGACUGCGCGAGCUUCUCCACGCUCUGA